Molecule: messenger RNA, 4204 nt
Organism: Monomorium pharaonis (pharaoh ant)
Lineage: Eukaryota; Metazoa; Arthropoda; Insecta; Hymenoptera; Formicidae
Product: proton-coupled amino acid transporter-like protein CG1139
Exons: 9
Coding region: 2397-3803 (468 amino acids)
Biological process (GO): amino acid transmembrane transport
Cellular component (GO): vacuolar membrane
Molecular function (GO): amino acid transmembrane transporter activity
Source: RefSeq, a predicted model, not a curated record
ACCACCACCUCCUCCUCUUCUUCCGCCGAUAUAUUCUUUCGCCGCAUUGGAAAUCGCGCUCGUUAGCGAUACACGCGAUUAUCGGUAUUCCCAUGGAAAACCAUCGGCUACCUAAUUACGCCGAUACAAGGGAGAAAUCUCUCCCUUUGCCCUCCCACCCCUCGGCAACGUUCGAUUAUCGAACGGAAAUUACAAUCGAACAAUUAUAAUUAGCGAAAUAUAACGCGAUAUACCGUUCGACGCGAUUUGUUCCAUAGUUUGUUCGCGCGCGAUAGCCGCAAAGUAUCAUAUUGUUCCAUCUGAAUCGAUUAAUUUUAUCACUGGGAAAUAUUGUAUUGUCACAUUUAUCAUUACAAUCGGUCUACUUAACGCGCACAUCGGGGCAUCAAAAGAGAUUCAAGAGGCACCGACGGCAAAGCGGUUGUAUUAACCCACUGUUGCACUCACCGUCGAUCUUCCUCCGCUAUUAAUCGCCACCGUUUACCGUUUAUGUACAUUACCGCGGCUAAUUAUACCGCGGCAGUUGCCCUUUGACUCGAUUAGUAACAACGAAUGCGCCCGGCAAUGCCCAGCCACGUGCUGCGCCCGCGUUUCCGAAUUGGUUCCACGGGAGUUUACGGGGUCGCCAACCGGUCUCUAUCGAGCGGAGAGGAAGGGAAGGGAAAAAAAAGGAGAAGAACCGAGCCGCGAGACGGGAAAGGAGGAAGGGAGGAGAAUCCUGCGAGAGGGAGAGACAGAAGAGGGCGAUUCGGUACCAUUUGGCUCGGCUUCGACGUCGGUUAACGCAGCGGGGUUACCGGCGGACGCCUCGACGGACACAUUGAGGGCGCCCGUUCGACUUGAUAAUCGCUUGCCAUUCAUACACUUUUCAUUGGAUUGCGAUUGAGCAUUAAGAAACCGGGAGAAAGAGAGAGAGUGAGAGAGAGAGAGAGAGAGAGACCCGGGAGCUACGCGUAUUGCGCCAUUGCGCGACGUAUUAGCAUUAGGAGGCAUCAUCUCGAGUGUAAACACUGCAUGGGCACCGCGGAUUUAGUCACAGUCGAGAACCGCGGGACGUCCCCGAUAUUAUCGGUCCCUUUUCACGUUUUUACCUCUGGCAACGUCCCUCCGCUGCAACCCCCUCCCCGAUAAACGAACUGGAGAUCCAUUAACCUUCUCAGAAACCGCUUUUUUUUUUUAUUUGGAACGGUCCCGAUCUCCCUCUCUUUCUCUUAUUCGGUUUUGAUGGGAGUUAAAUUUUUAAUGAAGCAACAAAGUCAUUUUUAAUUUUUAAUCUAACAUUUCAAAGAUAUAUAUACACAUAAAUAUCAUGUACGAUAUCGGUAAGAAAUGAACAUUGACAUUGAAUAUUGAAUUAUUCCGGACUAUUUCGAGGUUUACUUCAUUACGAAGAGUAGUAAGAUGUGUUUUGGAAGGAGAGGGGGGCGGCAAGAGCAUAUUAAGAGAUAAAGAAUAUUUUGCAGCAAAAGAAUAUUUUGGCUUUUAAGAAGAAAUUAAACUGCAAUAUUGCACAAUAUUAAAAUCUUUUACGAGCAGCCUCAGGUUUACCUUACUAAUUUCAAUCUGAAAUUCAAUACGACAAAUUCAAUACAACAAGAAGCGUGAAAAAAACCGCACAAAAAAAAAGUUCAAAAUGAGUUACAACUCGCGCGUUAGCUUUUCACGAGCAAUCUGCGCGUUAGCUCGCCCGACGGAUCCCAUUCUACGUACAUCCCUAUACAGCGGCGAGAUCGACCCAAAGACAUCGAGACUAGAGAAAUGUACGAGGGAGGAUCGCCGCGCCGGUGAACGUCGCUGACACACAAGAAAGUUUCGUCUUUCGAAGGGACGGAGGAGGGGGCGGAGGAGGAGAAGAAAGCGGUUUGUCGUUGGCCUUAACCGCGAGGAUUCACGGUUGAAGCCCACGGGCAGCGGACCGUCGUCCAUGAUCCCCUUUAUCCAAUCCGCGAGGAUCCGUGGGGCGUUAAAUCCCUCACGGGAAAGCUCCGUAACUGAGCUCCUCUCGCGUUCGCGCGCGCACGCUAAGUCGGUCAGCUCGGUCCAGCCGAGCGAGAGGAUCACAAUACCGGCGCCGACCGCGGGCCGGGCACAUCCGCAUCCCCGGCUCUCGCACGUUCUCCCCGUGAAAAUUAGUUGCGCGAGAAAUCCAUGCUAAUGUCGACUAAUCGGCCGUAAUCAGCCGUGAGAGCCGACGGCUGUCACGAGUCGACGGAAGAUCGCGACGGAGAGAGAGAAGCGAGAGAAGCGAGAGAGAGAGAGAGAGAGAGAACCUUUCCUCGGGCCGCGUCAGCGAUUCGAUCGCGACGAAUUGACGCGCGAUCAGACGCGGAUUCGUAUUGAGGGCGAUCGUGUUUCCACGGAAAAUAGCCUAUUUUUGCGCGAACUGACAGGUCGAGAUGAGUGAACGAAUAAUGAAAGAGCAACCGAGUAAGUCUACGCAAGAAGAAGUUGAGCCUCCAAAACAUGUUACUUACAAGAAUGAGGUCGAAGAACCAAAUGAAUCUACCAUUCAAGAAGAAGUUUAUGAUCCUCACAUACAUCGUGACACUUACAAACCAGUGUCAGAUUUUGGGUCUUUCGCAAAUUUGGUGAAAAGCGCGGCUGGAACGGGUCUCUUCGCCAUGCCGAAUGCUUUUGCCUGCGUCGGUCUCGCAAUCGGGAUUAUCGGUACGGCAUUUAUGGGACUACUGAUAACCGUGUCUCUUCAGUUACUCGUCAGAAUUCACCAUAUGAUGUGCAUUCGUCUGAGGAAACCUAUCUUGGUGUAUGACGAAGUGGUAGUAGCCACUCUAACCACGGAUGUACGAAAACCGUGGCUGUCUACACGUGCUGCAACACUCAUUGUGGAUAUCACGAUGCUGGCGUGCUACAUCGGGAUCGGUUCGGUUUACGUCGUGUUUAUUUCCGGCAUAAUCCAGGAAUGUAUAGACAGUGAAAAAGUCAUCGGUCAAAGUUACUACGCGCUCAUGAUAUUUCCAUUACUUUUUGCAAUGAACAUGAUGAAGAAUCUUGCGGACAUCGCGCCAAUUUCUAUUAUGGGAAACAUUUUGCUUCUCGCCGCUGGGCUUAUUGGAGUCGUGUACGCUUUGAAAGACGGAAUCGGUGAUACUUGGGCCACGAUCGGCCCGAAGAUAGACCUGUACCCGAAGUUCAUCGGCGUGGUUUUCUUCAGUAUGUGUUCGCCAGGCGUGAUAUUGGCGAUAGAACAUAGUAUGAAGAAACCCUGGGAUUACAUUAGAAUGUGCGGUAUAUUGAACUGGGGCAUGGCAUUUUUAAUUAUAAUACACAUUUUCGUUGGCUCUAUUGGUUACUUGAAGUGGGGACCCGACGCGCUCGGCAAUUUUAUCCGUAAUCAUGAGAUACACGAUGGACCGACGAUAGCGGCACUAGUAAUGCAAGCGCUGGCAAUGUACUUCACGUACGGGCUACAGUGUUACAUGCCCAUUCGGAUUCUCAAGUACAGCUAUGCCAUACCGGCGAUCGAGGGCGGCACCUGCAAAGGAACACCGUUCCUUUGGGAUCUGAUCAUUCGUUUCGGCAUCACCAUCGUCACGUGCAUUCUGGCGGCGGCGAUCCCGAGGCUUGAUCUAUUUACCGGUCUGGUCGGCGCUAUAUGCAUAUCUACAUUGGCCACAUUGAUCCCGGUUACCUUAUACAUUCUCGUGCAUCACGCGGAUUUCGGAAGGUUUAAAUGGAGACUAAUUCUGGGCGUCUCCAUGUUUACCAUCGCUUUUAUCGCGGCUGUGUGCGCCAUAACGACCAAUAUGAUCUUACUCGUGAAGUACUUUAGAUACGGGGAUUGAAACCGGAGCGACGGCGGUGUUAUCUUAAUCUAGUCUCUGUUCGUAGUCCCCAGCCCGAUGAAAAUACCGUCGGCAUGCCUCGUAGCGUUUUCCAUUUUUGUCUUCGGGCGCGGCUCUAAAGCCGCCACACCGUUUACGCGCGAUUCAGCCUAAUCACGGCAGCUGCGGCAGCGACGGCGACGACGACAACGGCGAGGCGGCUGGAAAAACCGCGAAAAAGGCGUGAAGCUCGUGAGGGACAAAAAGCGAGGAGAGCCAGAAAAAAGGAGAGAGAAAAGAGGGAAUACGGCGAGAGAAGCGCGCGCGACGUAUAAUCGCGUCAGAUCACCGAGGCGUCAAUGGCUGCUGCUGCUGCUGCUGGGCUUAUCAUGCACACACACGUGGGACACAGGAUGAUGAAA